AGAAAAAAAAAUGCUUUGUUCUUUUUCUUUCUUUCGUCAAUAUGAACUCGCGUUUAAAACUCGAUACAAAUAAACUUAACCCCAAAUUCGAGGGCUAUAAACUUGCUCCCUUGACUGACCCUAACAGUAUUUGUCGUGUAUCGCUAAAUGAUAUUCAGCUAUACAAACCUAACAACGACCAACGUCUCGGGUUCCGAGAUCUUCAAGCACGCAUUCGAUAUAGCCAUUUGAUAUAUGGUUAUCCAUUAGAUCAGCAUAGAGGUACAUCCUUUUGUAUAGAUCAAGAAUUCAAUUUGCAUCUCAUUGUCUAUAACAAGUUGACACAGGAAACGACGUUUACUUUGAUUACUCAACUCAUCAAGCCAUUGGUUGGAUACCCUGGAUUCACUGAGCCUAACCGAGAUGUGCCUAUUGAUCCUCAACCUCCAUCUGCUAUGGCUAUCAGUCGAGAAUUAAUACUUGCUUCGAAUGGUGUUGGUGAUAUUGAAUUGAUUGGCAUCGAAGAAAAGCAUGGUCGCAUGUUAGGCACAUCAUUAGGUUCCGCUGCUUACAUGGGCACGGGUACAGAAGGUGUCUCGCCUGUUCCUUGUGUCUUGCUUACGGCUCGCCAAGUCAAGACCAAAGUCCUAUUUGUAGUCUAUAGUAAAACAAAGACAAAUGAAUUCAAUAUUGCCACACUUGAAUUGGCCAUUCCUUCAUCGCACACAAAACGAUUAGACGAUGGUUCGUUUGUGCUACAAUUGAACACGUUACAUAUUCAAAAAGGAACAGAAGUACCUGUCUAUUGUGCCAUUACACCUUCUGGUAAACAGUGUAUUUUGGGCAGUGAAGUCAAAUACAACCCCGUCCAUCCUGUGGUUGACCCUGAUGAGCCUAUGGAAGAAGUACCCAAGAAGCCAUUGUACCAAUGGAGUCAAGAGGGUACAGAUAUCACAGUCCAAUUCGAAUUGCCUCAAAAUACACCCAAAUCAGCCAUUAGCUGCAAAUUUUUGACAGACCAUCUAAGCUUACUUGUCAAGGACACGGCGAUUUCUUUUCCUUAUCGAAAAUUAUGGAGUGCAGUGCAACCUGAUGAAUGCACUUGGACAUUGGAAAAAGAUACAUUGACACUACUUAUCACAAAGAAGGAUGAACGCACACGGUGGCCACACUUGUUUGAUCAGGAUGAUGGCGUAUUGGAGACAUUAUCGCCCACUCAGUUAUCAGAAAUCAAUCAUAGACUAGCCAAAUUUACUUCAGAAGAACCUCUGCAUCCAUCUCAACACCCUGCUGCUACAGAUAUGGAUGAAGAUAUUGAUGAUGCAGGCACACCUAUUGUGUUUAGUGUAUACAACAACACAUCAGGACUCGCUAUUGAUGAGUUCAACACAGGAUCGUAUCAUUGGAUUUGUUCAUCCUAUAACUAUGAGGAUGAGAUGCCUUCUGUCUGCUUACAAAUGGACGUGGAUGGUCUUGUGUUUACCUUGACAGAGACACAAGAUGGUCUUAUUCAAGCAGAACAUACAGCUACAAUGGACGCGUUCGCCUUUGUUCAGGCAUCCAAAAGAGAUGCACGCUUUAUUCAUCAUGAUUCGGCUAGUUCUUUUGCUUCUAUUGUUGAAAGCAGCCGAAAUGCUUAUAUUUAUUAUCACCAUGAUGACAAACGAUUAGUAGAAGAUCAAGUCCUUGUUGAUUUGACGCAAGGAAAACACGUCGAUAUUGUAGGUGCAACGAACAUCCUAAAGAAUACCUUGAUGGUCUUGACAGAAUCACAGCUGGUCAUUGUUCACUUGUAAAAUUUCCCAGGAGAGAUUUUCUGACCUGAGAAUUACACAACAUGACAAAUAAAACGGGAAAAUAUUCAUGCUUUUGAACCUCUUUUAAAA
Molecule: messenger RNA, 1865 nt
Organism: Gilbertella persicaria
Lineage: Eukaryota; Fungi; Mucoromycota; Mucoromycetes; Mucorales; Choanephoraceae
Exons: 2
Coding region: 42-1775 (577 amino acids)
Source: RefSeq, a predicted model, not a curated record